Molecule: messenger RNA, 1341 nt
Organism: Colletotrichum karsti
Lineage: Eukaryota; Fungi; Ascomycota; Sordariomycetes; Glomerellales; Glomerellaceae
Exons: 4
Coding region: 1-1341 (446 amino acids)
Biological process (GO): transmembrane transport
Cellular component (GO): membrane
Molecular function (GO): transmembrane transporter activity
Source: RefSeq, a predicted model, not a curated record
AUGGCAGUCACCGAGAUCAACGAGAAGACGGCCGCCGUCGACUCGCCCCGGUCCAAAUCGCCGACCUCCACCGACGAAGACUCGGCCGCGGGCCAUCUCGUACAGGAGACGCCAAAGCUGACCUGGAAGUCGUACAUUUGGGAUACCCUGGACAAGUCCCCCGAGGAGCGGAAGUUCAUGUUCAAGCUCGACGCGGUCAUUCUCACCAUGGCGUCACUUGGCUACUUCAUCAAGAACCUGGAUCAGAUCAACAUCAACAACGCCUUUGUGUCGGGAAUGAAGGAGGAUAUGAAGCUGUUUGGUAAUGAGUUGAAUUACAUGCAGACGUGUUGGACCGUUGGUUACGUUCUUGGAGAGAUUCCAAGCAACCUGCUCCUCACCCGAGUCCGACCAUCCAUCUGGAUUCCCGCCUGUGAAAUGACGUGGGCCGUCUUGACCAUUCUCAUGAUCAAGUGCACAAACACGACUCAACUCUACUUCAGCGGAUAUCUUAUGGCUGCUGUCUAUAACUUGGAUGGUGUCCACGGAUGGAAGGGCUGGCAAUGGCUGUUCAUUGUCGAUACCGUCAUAUCCCUUCCCAUCGCGCUAGCCGGCUUCUUCCUCCUACCCGACGUCCCCGAAAUCACCAAGGCAUGGUACCUCUCGAAAGACGACAUCGCGCUCGCGCAGAAGCGCAUGCAACUCGAGGGACGCGCGACCCGCCAACCCUUCACAAAAGCCAAAGUCAAGAAGAUCUUCACCAGCUGGCACCUGUGGACUCUGACGCCGCUGUACAUCUUCUUCAACAACGGCUGCGGACUCCUCGGCCAGCCCGGCUUCCAGCUGUGGCUCAAGGGCGCCGGGUACAGCGUCAAGGACGUGAACACAUACCCGACCAUCACGUCCGCCAUCGUCGUGAUCACGACUCUCAUAUACGCGUGGUCGUCCGACACCGUCUUCAAGGGGGCCAGGUGGCCCCCGAUCGUGUUCUCGGGUGUCGUGCAGAUUGUUAUUUACUCCAGCUUGGCCGCGUGGAACAUCCCCAUCGCGUGGAAGUGGGCGUGUUUCCUGCUUGCUGGGUUCGGCGGCGGCAUUAGCGGUUUGACGUUCGCGUGGGCUCAUGAGAUCUGCAAGGACGACAACGAGGAGAGGGCCCUUGUGACGGGAUCGAUGAAUCAGAUGGCUUAUGUCUUCCAAGCUUGGUUGCCGCUUCUCAUCUGGCAACAGGUUGAGGCCCCGCGGUAUCCCAAGGGCUAUCCUACGAUGGUGGCUUUCAGUGUGGGUCUUAUUGCGACGUGUUUUGUGAUUAGAUAUCUCCAUCGGAGGGAGCUUGGGAAGAAGGCUUUGAACAUCGCGGCGUGA